AUGUCCAUGUCUCUCCUAUCCGCACAUCGAUCAUCCCUUCAACGAACCUCCCGCAAAUUUGCCGUUGAUAUGACAGGAAAGUCUGUUUGAGGACAAGAACUGUACUGGUAGUACGGGCGCCACAACCUUUCUACUUCCAAGUAACAGCUUACAAAGUGAUUAUUCAACGCUUAAUAAUUCCAACAAUACAACAAGCUCCACUGCCUCGGACGCGGCCAACAGCAAGGUGCCGGUCACGUACCGUAGAAGCGGUCCUCCGCGCUGGCUAGAACGAGAAUCAAAGCAAUUUCAAUGUCCAUUUACCGGUAGAGCGAGAUGGAUCGUUCCCAACACCAUUCAUUCAGAAGAAUCCAGACACGGAAUCACAUCACAAUCACAACACUCCGUGGGCGUUCUCUUUAUCGAUAAGAUCUUCGCUCCCACUACUGUUAUCCGUCGCCCAGAUUCAGUGCCGUCGAGGUCCGAGGAAGGCCUUACUUUAGCCGAAUCCAGUAGGCCAAUACCCCCAAACGUGGUGCAGAAGAGUUCGGCGACUUCUCGAACCUAA
This is a messenger RNA of Hymenoscyphus albidus, 547 nucleotides long. The record is from the annotation of a GenBank genome assembly. Lineage: Eukaryota; Fungi; Ascomycota; Leotiomycetes; Helotiales; Helotiaceae.